UAGCAGCUAGCAGCAGCAGCGCUGCUUCUCCGCCGUGGACGCGCGCCCUUGCCCGGCCACCGACGCAGGCUGCGCCCCGCUCGGGCGGCUCCCCCUCUGCAGAGCGCCCAGAUCGCAGCCUGCCAGACGGGCCAAGGCGACCGGUCUCCCCGAGCCGACGGAGCCGCCUGCAGCCUUGCCCGCUUGCCCCCCGCCUCCGCCCUGCCCUCUCCCCGGAGCCAGGCACCAUGUCCGCGGGAGGAGACUUCGGCAACCCGCUGAGGAAAUUCAAGCUGGUCUUCCUCGGGGAGCAAAGCGUUGGGAAGACGUCGUUGAUCACAAGGUUUAUGUAUGACAGCUUUGACAACACAUACCAGGCUACAAUUGGAAUUGACUUCUUAUCUAAAACCAUGUACUUGGAAGACCGGACAGUGCGGUUGCAGCUCUGGGACACAGCCGGCCAGGAGAGAUUCCGAAGCUUGAUCCCCAGCUACAUUCGAGACUCAACGGUAGCCGUGGUGGUCUAUGACAUCACAAAUCUCAACUCCUUCCAGCAGACAUCCAAAUGGAUUGAUGAUGUCAGAACAGAAAGAGGAAGUGAUGUCAUCAUCAUGUUAGUGGGCAACAAAACAGACCUUGCUGAUAAGAGGCAGAUAACAAUUGAAGAAGGGGAACAGAGAGCUAAAGAACUGAAUGUCAUGUUUAUUGAGACAAGUGCGAAGACAGGAUACAAUGUAAAACAGCUCUUCCGACGCGUCGCCUCUGCUCUGCCAGGGAUGGAGAGUGUCCAAGAGAAGAGCAAAGAAGGGAUGAUUGACAUUAAAUUGGACAAACCACAGGAACCACCACCCAGUGAAGGCGGGUGCUCUUGUUAAUGCAAAGCGCAGGAUUCGUCAGCUCCAUUUGACACCACACGCUUGUUGUGUUGCUUCCUAUUGGUUAGCUUCCUAAUAAUAUGAAUUGAGUUAUUCAAUGGGGAGGAUUUCUUUUCUCUCUGUGUCUCUCUAGGAAAGGGAGGGGGUGGGUGGCAAGGAUCAGACUAUGUGAUUCAACCACUGGUUCUAUUUUCUUUUCUUUCUUUUUUUGGUUUAGUUGUAAUAUAUUGUACUUUAUUAAAAAUGCCAAAACAAUUCAGAAUUUUAAACAAGACACUUUAAUUGUGUGUAUACAACUCUCAGCCAUGGGGACUUAAUAUCCUUUUUUGGGUACUUUUUUUUAAAUUGUAUAUUUGUAAACUUACAGAGAAAACCCCAAGAUUAUACAGGCUGGCUAGUUUCAGUGUUUGACAUAAAUGGUAGACAUAUCCUUGAAGUAAACUAGCCCCCAAUUAGUUGACUGAACACUAACUGUGCCAUUCGCACUCCAAUGAGAGGCAAGCAAAGCAUGCAACCACCGGUGUGCAAUGUAACAGCUGACUAGAUGGCCAUGAAAAGGUGGGAGAGAGAGCUACAACUAGAGAAAUGUUAUUCAUGACAGUGGCAGCGCACCUCCAUAGUUCCCAGAUGCAUAAGGAUCUAUUGCGCAUGCACAGCUUACGAUCAUGCAUCAUGCUAUAUUUUACUAUACCAUGAGAGACAUUCCUUUUUUAGCACUUCUGUGGGUGGAUACUUGUUUUUAAGACCUUCACUUGUGUCGCGUAGCCUAUGUAUGUCAACUUUUUAAACAUCACACUAGCUAGCAUAAGCCACCACACACAUAUACUAUGGCGUGUAUGUGAAACCAAUGGCAUUGCUGUGUAUAUGGAGGGUUGGGCCCAGCAGUAGCCUUUACUUCCUGAAAAGGCCACCUCAGCCAAUGAUAGCUGCUGAUCUGUAGCUAACAUUGGAUUGAAGAAGAAAACACUCAGAUGGUUUUGCCAAAAAAGGGGGGGAGGGGGGAAAUAUGGCAGAAUAAAAUAAAGUUAUCCAAAGGCUCCCUCUAAGCUUAUUGUUACAAGUAGAUUUCUUUAAGGAAGCAACUCAAAAUGAUGGCCAAGAUUGAAUCAGAAACUGUCAAUUGCUGUAACUUCAAAAGGUAAUUCCUUGGGGGUCACCUCACUUUUAGCCAACUGUACUAUUCAUGGUGGUUGAUCAUUAUUAUGAGUGAUGAUAACUUCUGCAUGAGUGAACAAAGAGCAAAAGAGCCUGUCUCUGUAGAAAAGAAGAUUGCCUUGGCAACAAAGAUACGAUAGAUAAUGUAUUUAAUUUUUGUAACAUGUGUAUGCAUGUUUUAUAUUGAUAUAAAACAUACAUUGACACACACACAGCUGUGUGAAGGUGUAUGUCUACACACCCAUGCACAAUAUAGAUGCUUGGUUUCUCCCACUGUUAUAACUUUGCAACCAACAACAGUUGUGGAAAAUUACAGUUGGUGCAGUGUGUGGGUCUAGAAGGUUUUUGUUAUUGUCGGGGAAAAGUGUGAUUUGUCAUGUCUUCAAUAAAUUAAACUCAAGAUA
Podarcis raffonei (Aeolian wall lizard) is the source of this 2413-nucleotide messenger RNA. It is a transcript of the gene RAB6B, whose product is annotated as RAB6B, member RAS oncogene family. The coding region runs from base 228 to 854 and encodes 208 amino acids. The record is from RefSeq and is a predicted model, not a curated record. NCBI's taxonomy places the organism in Eukaryota, Metazoa, Chordata, Lepidosauria, Squamata, Lacertidae. The transcript has 8 exons. Gene Ontology annotation, molecular function: GTPase activity; GTP binding.